This is a messenger RNA of Penaeus indicus, 5674 nucleotides long. RefSeq names its product hemolymph clottable protein-like. Gene Ontology annotation, biological process: lipid transport. Gene Ontology annotation, molecular function: lipid carrier activity. Lineage: Eukaryota; Metazoa; Arthropoda; Malacostraca; Decapoda; Penaeidae. The record is from RefSeq and is a predicted model, not a curated record.
UCCCUCUCGCUCCUCCUACUUCUCCGUGUCGCCACCUGACUGACUAACUGCUGCUGCGUCGGCGUCAUUAUGAAGGCCUUGAUUCUGCUCCUUCUCGGGGCGUGCCAGGCCCUGCAGCCGGGCUUGGAGUACCAGUACAGGUACAGCGCCCGGGUCGCCAGCGGGAUACCAAGCAUCAACAGGCAGUUCGCAGCUGCAGGGAUACAAGCUGACGUCACGGUCCAGAUGGCUGCAGAUUACUCGUUUGUGGUGCAGUUCAGCAACAUCGAGGUUGGAGACUUGAACAAGGUCCUGGACUGCGACCUACGAGCUCCUCUGCCCAUUGAGUACCACCCCCUGGAGGACUACGUCGACCUCCUCGAGAAGCCUUUCAGGGUCGUCAUGAACGAGUCAAUUGUCCCAAGCUUCAUGGAAGGGCCUGAGGAACCCGUCUGGAUCUCCAACGUAAGGAAGGGCUUCGUCAACAUCUUCAGAGUGCCGUUGUUCUGGGAUACUGAAUUACAAUCUGCCAAGCUUAACUACGGUGCUGUCGAGGAAACUCUGGUUGGACGUUGCCAGAACUGGUACACGUCACUGAAGUUACCAGUGAACCUGGCUGAAGAGGUCAAUGUCCAACGAGAACACUUCAUGGAAGAGGAUAUCCAGCGAGAUGCCUACUCCUCCAGCUACACUACAAAAACCAAAUCGAAGACUAGCAAGACGUCUUCCAAGACUUCUUCAAAGACUAGCAAGACCGGCAAAACAUCUCCGGGUCAGUUGGCGAACGUGCCCCAUAUUGAGGAUACACUCUGGUCCGUGAGGAGAACCACAGACUUCGACAUGUGUGAAGGCAUGGUGUCUCUGCAGAUCCACAGCAGCAAGUACACAGAGGAUGUCAUCCAGAGGAGCUCGGUGGCAAGCUACCUCAUCCGCGGAGACACGAACCGAAGGAUCGAGCAGGCCGUGGUGGAGGGAACCAUCACUGUCUUGACCAACAAGGAGCAAAACGAGCAUGUGGACACCUUCACCAACCAGACCUGGGAGCUGAAGGCUGUGCGUGAGGUUGGCGAGCCCAUCACUAUUACUUAUGACGUCCAUCCUCACUACAACUGGCACUACGAUUUCGAAAGGCCACAGGGCGACCAGUUCAUUCCUCUGGAGCAGGUCCUCACAGGCAGGCCGGUCACAGACCAAAUUGUCAAUGGCAUUAUGGAAUACAUCAAGAAAACCGUCGACGACCUUGCGCAACGCAUGGCAAAACAACCGGCUGAACCUGAGAGCCUUAGUUACAUCAUGGGCCGCCUCGUCGAAGCCGUCGCCAACCUAGACUAUCCACAUAUCCAGACCCUUUACAGCCACUUCGACGGCAAAGGCACGCUGCAUAAAAACAUCUUCGCUCAGAUGGUGAUCUUCGCCGGUACAGAACCAUCAGUCACUUUUGCAGUCGAUGAGAUCAAAGAACCAGUGCUCAAAGCUGAUUUCUAUGGCAUCUUUGCUUCCAACCUACGCAGUCCAGCCCCGAUUCCUAAGAUCUUGAAAAUGCUCAUGGACGAGGAGGAAGGUAUGGUCCAUUCCAUCGGCCUCAUGAACUUCGCCACUCUGGCCCACGACGCGUGCCUCAGCGAGAACAGGAAGCACUUCUACUUCGACUACAGCUGCGGCCCGAAGACCACGUGCGACCCUGAGCUCAUCAUCACCACUUUCAUCCCUUACCUCGUGCGAGGCCUUGGGAAUCAAGAGAUAGACGUCUGGCAGCGGCUCACAUACCUUCAGGCGCUGAGCAACCUGGGAACGCCACAGACAAUCAACGUACUGAAGCCCAUCAUUCUGGGCGUCACCGAAACCAACAUCUUCAUGAGAACGAAUGCCAUCUGGAGUCUGAGCGCUUACAACAUGCAGAAGUCCGCCCUCUCGCAGAUCUACGAAAUCCUGAUGCCGAUCAUCGAGAACAAAGGGGAACAGUUUGAGAUCCGAAACAUCGCCUUCCUCACGCUGGCAACCUGGGGUCCUGGCCACGCCUGGUGGCAGCAGUUGGCGGUUUCGACCUGGCAUGACCCUUCGCCCCAGUUCGCCAACUUCGUCACCACGACCAUCUACUCCAUCUCUGACAGCCACACGAAACUGGCAGAGACAGUGUCCCGCAUUAAGCACCUGUGCAAGCCUGCCGCCCCGGCGUCCAUUCUUCACUCGACCAACUUCUUCCUGCACGAGUACCUCUUCUCAGAGGAGCACGGGUCGCGAGUCAACUUCGCUUGGUUCGCCAGCGUCCACGGGGCCAUUCCCGAGGAGGUGUUCCUGCGCAUCCAGACGGAGUUCUUCUAUGGCUACACACGGGUCACCAAGAUUGAUUUACAACAACGAGGGUUGGAUUCGUACGCGCACGUGUGGAAAAUGUCCAUGCAAAAGCCCAACAAGAGGCCGGUGCAGAGCUCUGCACGGGAGAUCGUUACCGGAAUGUGGGAGGAACUAAAGGAGAAAAUCGGAUUUACGUCGCCUACAACCUUUCGAGACUUAAAUUUGUGGUACAAGUUGGACAGGGUUCUUUUCAUGUUUACUAAAGGAGAUCCUCUGGGCUAUUAUUCCGAUGAAGGCACACAAGUCUUUUACAAACAAACGCCGAUUUUCGACCGGGAUCUCUACAGCUUUAUUGCUUUUCCGACUGAGACCGGACUUCCUUUCAGCGUACAGUAUGUUGAUGAGGCUGUCCUUUCGCUGAACAUAAAACAUGUAGAUUAUAGCGCCUCAGAUGGAAAGGUGAAAGGUAGCGUGGCUCUCGUUUUUGAAUCACACCAAGAUCUCUUCGUGGAGGCAAGAAUCUACCUGCCGUGGUCAGAGAGACCCGCCAUCACCUCAGGUCUCUAUGCGAAAACUGAGCUCAUUCUACCUCUACACGUCCACGGCUCCUUUAACCUGAUAAACCAAGAGAUUGAAGUGUCUAUAGAGCCGACUAGCACCGAGAAGAUCGACGUGUUCCAAAGUGAAGUCGUCCCUUACACUGUCCUUGAGACCAACUAUCCCUGCGAAGUGUUGAUCACCGAUAAUCUAUACAAGCCUAUCCUACACGGAGAGUUUCCUUUGUUCAACGAUAGACACCAAGUUUUCCCCUAUGAUGUGGGUCUAUGGCUCGAAAUCGUAACAGACGGUGACAUCCAUCAUAUACCAAGCAUCUAUGAAAGGAUCACUCAGAUAUUCGGCACUAGCAUCACCACGCAAACCUGGGAACAAAAGGUAGUCUUUGACCCUACUCUCUCCACCACCAAGGUCAUCUCAUUCACCUUCAACUACGUGUCGACUGGAGGCAGCGGGUCUCUGGUUCAACGAGGCGACUACGACGAUGAUGGACAGAUAUCGCAGGGUUCGUUCGAUGAAGAUUUCGGACAGUUCUCACAGGUGGCCGGUGGAAGUCAGGACACCCUGGAAGUGGAUAGCUUCGGAACACAGAGCCAGACCAUAGAACGCAUCAUGAGGCUGCAACAGGCAUUGAUUGCAUCCGGAGGGCACGUGAGAACCAUCAGUGUGGAAGUAGAGCUUCAGGGAACUCCCACGAGGAACUAUGAGGCGAGCCUGACCUGGGCGAUCUCCAGCUCCGGCUCGACGAGAUCCUCCAAGGUGCAAGUGACACUCAUCAAGCAUCCGGCCGUCGGUGUCUUGGAGGACCCAUACACUAUCUGCCUGAACGCCCAGAUUGUGAAGCCGCAUUUCAAUCCAUUCUUCACCACUGAGGAUGUUCUGACGGCCAACUACCAUUCCACAGUCAAGGCUGAAUUGUACGAGGGCGAGACGUGUGAGGAAUCACCGGUCUUGUUGUUGGAGGCUUCAUUUGAUGUCAGCAGCAAUGUCAAGGAGAAAGUGAAGGAAGCAAUAGAGAAGGACUGCGACUACAGUACCUACGCUCCUGGCAUUGACAUCAUCACUUCUCCUUUGUAUGACCACUCUCACAUCACUGCCACCUGGACACCAGACUUCCCAGACAACCUGAAGAACCUUACAUACUAUGUUGAUGACAUCAUCAAGGCUUCUCUGUCCAAGAAGAUCGAAUUUGACCACACCAGCGCGCAUUACGCUUCCAAGAUUGAGAUUGAUGCUACAAAGUGCAUCGAGACUGGCCUGUGGACCAUAAGGACAGAGAAACCCUAUGCCGUGUCCAUCAUCAACGAACUGGAACUCCCGGCGUGGGCCAACCCGAUCUUCACACCCGCGCCCUUAGCGACCACCCUGCUCUAUGACCUCGCUGUCGGUCGCACGCCAGUGGCCUGUACCAUUGAUGAAACCAAGGUCAGGACGGCAGAUGGCAGGGUGUUCUCUUAUGAGCCCAGUGAGUGCUGGAAUGCUAUGACCUUCGACACGACCUUUGACCAGCGAGGAGCCAUGCUCGUUCGGAACACAGGCCAGUGGGAGGUCCGCAUUAUUUGGCAGAAGGAAGGCCUUGUAAUUGAUAUGUCUCCAACCAAUUUCCUUGUAAAUGGUGAGCCAGCUAAAGGAACAGAUAACAGGUACACCGUCUUGCACCAUGAUGACAGCCAUACAAUUGUAUUCGAAAGUGGAACACGUGUCAAAGUUUCGGACAAGGUAGAAGUGCUGCUGGGACUGGACCACCGUGGGCACACUACUGGUUUAUGUGGAAACUUUGAUGGUGAGCCAUCCAAUGACAUGGUAGGACCCAAAGGCUGCCACUACACAGAUGGCCAUCUCUUCGCCCUUUCCUGGGCAUCGCCUGGAGAAGGAUGCGCAUCCUUCAUGUACAAGAACUUGAAACGUGAUGUGGAAAAGUACCAGGAGACCUGCUCUCACUUCACCUAUGAGCCGACCGGAGUCACACAUGCUAGUGCUCUGUACGAGUGCACAGAGUGGGUGUACCACCAGAGGACAGAGGGCCAGUACCACUGCAAGGCUCUCAGCCCCAUGCCAGUGUGCAAACUCGGAUGCGUUGCCAACCACCCCAUCACCACAUCGGUCGAGUAUGAAUGCAAAUUCAGCGGACGGCAGCAACAGGCACAGCAGCAGCAGCAGCAAGUGCAGGGGACACAGUGGCACGACUGCUUCCCUCACUCCUACCCCCUGACCUACCCAUCUUUAUGUGUCCCACAGUAACGGAUACACAAUAUCCUAAUUUCUGGACUGUAGUUCGUCCUAAAAGAAACAAACAAUGUAGCAAGUCUUUUCUCGCAGUCCUCAUCAACUUUUCUUUACCUCAACACCCUGCUAUUUUGUACCCUUAUUUCUUCAUUUCCUUUAUUAUAACUAUUAUAUUUUUUAUAUAAACAUUCUGUCUUUUUUAUUGAGAACAUUUAGUUUGCUUUCCAUUUGUCUGUGUACUAUUGCGAAUGAAUUUAACUGAUACUUUGCAAUUUUGUCGGAGAAUCACCUUGCAUUUUAUUUUCUGAUUUAUAGGCUGUGGGGUGCUUGAUUAAGCCCAUUUUUGUUCUAUUUCGAUAAAGUAAGAAUAAAGACUAAUUGAGUCAAGAUAUCAUAAUGAAUGGAAGAAAAUGUAUCAGAUAUUGUUGUUUAUGCUUAUUACUGAUGGGAAAGAUUCAGUGUAUUUCGUCAAAGAAAUAUGGAAUAGGGAGUGAUGCCACGGGACACGGAGAUGGAGCUUAACAAGAGUUGCGUGUGGGUAGAGAACGGGCACAAAUUGUUUUUUUUUAUUAUUGUAAGAGGAUAAUGGUUCAUCUAAAAUAAAUUUAAGGCUUUCAAA